Messenger RNA from Drosophila sechellia, 1433 nucleotides. RefSeq lists its product as uncharacterized. The transcript is spliced from 2 exons. The record is from RefSeq and is a predicted model, not a curated record. Lineage: Eukaryota; Metazoa; Arthropoda; Insecta; Diptera; Drosophilidae. The coding region runs from base 591 to 1157 and encodes 188 amino acids. Gene Ontology annotation, molecular function: zinc ion binding; nucleic acid binding.
ACUGUUCACGAGACUUAUCGAUAGGACGAGUUGUAAUCGAUUGUGAGAUUUCAAUAACAUUGAGAUCGAGUGUGGCCCUGAUAGUGUGUGGCCGUGCGUGUCUAUCGAGAAGAGAACGAGGAAAAGCACACACACGCAGCGGCAAGAAUCAAUAAGAGGAAAACUACAGGGACACGCUUCACAAUUUGGAUUAAAUCUACGCUCCGUCAUCAGAAGUAGGAUUGUGCCUUCGUCUGCACACCAUGGAGGAACAACUGCGCAUCUUGAUGGAGCACCAAAACCAAAGUUUCUUGGAAUUGGCAAAAACACUGUAAGCGUCUGUGUGAGAACCGGCACAAAAUGGCGUCGUCACAUUGCCAAAGUUUAACGCCGACAUUCCAGGCGCCGACGCUACUCAAUGGUGCUCUACGGUUGAUAUUAUUUUGGCUGAAAAACCUCUGGAAGGCAGUGCAUUAAUAUUGGCCUUAACAAAAUCGCUGGAAGGAAGUGCGUCCCAAUGGCUGUCAGAAGUGUGCUAUGCUGGUGUGACAUGGUUGGAAUUUAAGCAGUUAUUCCAACAACGCUAUGCAAAUGCAGAGACGCCAGACGCCAUGUUUUUACAGUUACUGAACAGUCGCCCAGGCAACCGUGAAUGCCUUGCCAUAUAUGCUAGUCGCAUGGUGACGUCACUCGUUUGCAAAUGGAAGGGCUUGGAUACCGAGAGGAUUGCUGUGUCUGUGAUUUUGGGACAUUUAGCCAACUUUGAUCGCCGAUUACAAAGAAUUGCCUACACUGCCGAGAUCAAGAAUAGACGCGACUUACAGGCUGAGUUGCAGGUCUUCGCUUUUGACAGGCGCACACAUCAUUCUGGAGAUGAGGAAUCUGGAGGAAAGCGAGCUAAGUUCGCGCCCUUGAAGUGCCAUCUUUGUGGUAAAAUGGGGCACAAGAUGAUUGACUGCCGAAACAGGAAGCAGAGCGCUGGCAUGUCGAGACAGGAUCACCGAGGAAGCCAAUCAUUUCAGCAGCAUUCUAAAGGCAGUAUAACUUGCUAUCGCUGCCAGGAGCAAGGUCAUAUAGCUUCACAAUGCCCCAAAAAUAUGGCAAGUGGUGGAGCUGGAUUUCGGAACGAGAAGAGAGCUGAGCUGUGCGUGGUGGAUGAACCAAAGACAAGUAGCUAGCUCAUACACGAGGGCGUGUAAUUUAUCAGAAUGGCCGUGUCGGAGAAGGGAAUGAUAUUUUGAAAUAGGCGCCCUAUCGAUGGUCAACUGUUCACGAGACUUAUCGAUAGGACGAGUUGUAAUCGAUUGUGAGAUUUCAAUAACAUUGAGAUCGAGUGUGGCCCUGAUAGUGUGUGGCCGUGCGUGUCUAUCGAGAAAAGAACGAGGAAAAGCACACACACGCAGCGGCAAGAAUCAAUAAGAGGAAAACUACAGGGACACGCUUCACAAUUUGGA